This is a messenger RNA of Rotaria sp. Silwood2, 1530 nucleotides long. The record is from the annotation of a GenBank genome assembly. NCBI's taxonomy places the organism in Eukaryota, Metazoa, Rotifera, Eurotatoria, Philodinida, Philodinidae.
AUGCGUGAAGAUAUCAUUCCUGUUGGUCGACCACUUUCCAACUCGCGAUGUAUUAUUUACGAUGAGUUCGAACAAACUGUCUUCGUGGGUCAAGAAGGGGAACUUUUCGUGGGAGGUGGAGGACAUUUUGCUGGCUACCUAAAUCGCGAUGAUUUAACAGUAAAAGCACUAGUGAAAAUCAACGGUAAACUUUACUAUCGAACAGGUGAUAUUGUUAGAAUGGAUAGCAAUGGUUUGAUCAAUUAUAUCGGCCGUAAGGAUCAUCAGAUGAAAAUACAUGGGCAACGUAUCGAAGCUGGCGAAAUCGAACGGUGUUUGCUUGAGACGCAUAUCACAGCAUGUGUUGUGGUGAAAUUUGGGGACGAUCAUUUAGUCGCUUAUGUACAAUGCUCAAACAUCGACGAAGAAGUCUUGCGUAAAUAUUGUCGUUCACGGUUGCCGCCAUUUAUGGUUCCUUCGCAUUUCAUUGUGUUAAAUCGAUUACCAUUAAAUGCAAAUGGAAAAGUGGAUCGAAAGCGUCUACCCAUUCCGGACUUUCUUGCGUCGAGUGUAUCAACAACAAGUAAAUUUACUCUCCCUAAAACUGAAAUGGAAGAACGUGUGCAUGAUCUUUGGCGCGAAGUACUAAAGACUGGUGACAAAAGAAUUUCAACGGUUACUGGCUUCUUUAGUGCCGGUGGCCACUCACUACUUUUCAUUAAACUCUAUCAUCAUUACCAGUCAAUAUUUAAUUUUGAUAGUCAUAUGCUCAGCAUUACACCAUUUCUUCAGCAGGCAACUAUCAUUGAACAUGCAAAAUUACUUGAAUCAAUCAAACUAAUGCAUGUGAAGCCCAAAGAGUGGCACUCACUUCAUAUUACCGAAGAUGCCAUCAUCGAGCAACAAAUAUUAAUGUCUGCAGCGAGUAGUUUUUGGCUUGAUUCUCUUCGUGAUUUUAAAAUUGAUCAGUGUUUGCAUUUGCCAUUUGAUCGUCGUCGCCUCUCUGACGAACAUCGAACUGGCCGUGGCAUCUCAGCAUCUUUCAACUUCAACGAAGAUCUCUCAAAAACGUUUCUGUCAAUAGUUUCCAUGUAUAAAACAAAACCAGAAUAUUUGGCCCUAGCCAUCUACUAUGCUUUUCUGUUCAAGUUAACUAAUGGAGAUCGAGACUUAUGCAUUGUAACGAAUGUUCAUGGUCGUUAUAAACCAGAACUCAUGUCAAUUAUUGGCAUGUUUGCGAAUGUAAUACCCUUACGAUGUAAAUUUGAUCCUCAUUGGUCUUUCACUCAACUUCUAGAAGAGGUUCAACAGAUGGCUAGUGAUAGUUUAGAACAUUCCUAUUUUCCUCUACAACGUAUUCUUGCCCAACAUUCACAAACAUCGAAGCCGGCUUUUCUUGAUACAUCUUUUCAAUUCGAUUCAAAUACAGUGCAGAACAUAUUUACAAACGUGAACAUUGGUGAUGCUUGUCUCUGUUUUGCACCGCAUUCAUUCAAAAUUGGAACAGAUGAAAUCGCAAGCAAGUUAUUGGUAUCGUGUCAGUCGAAAUGA